This is a messenger RNA of Dentiscutata erythropus, 2106 nucleotides long. NCBI's taxonomy places the organism in Eukaryota, Fungi, Glomeromycota, Glomeromycetes, Diversisporales, Gigasporaceae. The record is from the annotation of a GenBank genome assembly.
AUGUCAAGCAAAAAACUUCCACCUAAGAAUGAUCCUGCACGUACCUCUGCUGAGCAAGAUGCGUUAAAAACUGCUGAAAAGGCAAAUCAAUUUGCCGGAGCGUUAAAGGAAGGAAAAAUUCCGACAACUGAGCAAAUCACAACAACCAUUGACUCUAUUCAAGAGUCUGAUGCGAUGCAUUCAACUGCUCGUGGAAUGUCACCUUUAGGCAAAAAAGUGUUUGCUGAUGCCGAAAAAUUUUUGGAAACUACAAAAACUCUUUUGGUCGAGAAGAAUGCUAAUGAUGAAUUACAGAAUACCGUGUAUUAUGGUGCUAAAGCAGCAAGGGAAAUAAAAGAAACUACUUCAUCGAUUCCAGAAGAUUUGAAGCGAAGAGUAGAUGAACAUCUUGCUUCGGCAGAACCAUCGGUGAAAGCAAUUUGGCAAAAGACCUUAUUGAUCCCUCAGCUGUUAAUUUCAAGUCCAGAAUUUCGAAGAUUGGUGAAUGAUAUUAAUCAUAUCAUUAAAGAAGCUUUAUCAGUUUACGUUCCUGGUCGCGAGGAUGAUGUUCAAACUCCACAUGAAGAUGAGGAAAAAGAUCCACAAGAAUUUGCUCAAGAUGUCGCACAGCACGGUCGCGAAAGUGUAUAUCCUGUGGCUCGGGCUGGAGCAGAAAUCGUCGGUCCGCAUAUAAAAGAUUUUGGUGAAGGUAGAAAAUCUUUAAAAGAAGCUGCCGGUGAUGGAAUGAAGACCCUUGCUACCUCUGUUAAAGACAGAGUGACUAGCUACAAAUUAUCGCCCGAGAAACGUGAUCGUAUUAUUAACCGAUUUAGGACUCUCAUGAUCGAAACUCAAAGUAGUCCCGAAUAUCAAGAAGCUCUUACCGAUCUUGUUGAUGUCUUGUCUCGUUUUUCGGAUUAUACUCAAGAGGCCGCUGGUCAUGUUGUUUCAACUACCAAAGGCACCAGUAAUGAUAUUCCAUCACUUAAAAUUGCUCAAGAAAAUGCUAAGAAUCUUAUCGAAAAUUUUGCCAAUAACAAGUCAUUAGAUGAUUUAAUUUGUGCCUUGAAAGAUAUGGGUACACAAAUUAAGAAUCAUGAAGAGCUUCAUAAUUACUUCAAAAAACUUCAACAUUUUGUUCUCUCCUCUUUACGUGAUCACGAAUUUGUUGAGAGUACCAAUUAUAGAGAAGAAGGUUCACGUCUCAUUGAAAAUGGUCGUCAGCUCUUGUUGGAUAAUUAUAGGGAUACCACACAAAGGAUCGUUGAUGAAGCAUCUGCCUUUAAUGAAGCUUUACAAGAAGAUCGAACUACUCGACAGUGGGCUAGAGACCUUGAAUGUUUGAUUAAAGAUGUCUUUUUGGACGAGAAAGGUCGUCCGACUAUUAAGUUUGAAUUAGUUAAAGACUUUGGAAAAAUCUUAUCGAUCGUGGCCGAAAAAUUGAAGUUUAUUCCACUGCCACGAUUAGAAAACUCUGAUGAGAAUUACGAAUAUAGUUUCGAUAAUAUCGUACUUCACGUGUCUGAUAUUCUUCCCAAGCAUCUUCAUAUUAGUUUGACUUCUGAUAUUAAUUUGGAUCGUGAGGCGAACGAUGUUGUGCAGAAUACUGCAGUUUUUGAAAUUUCCAAGCUUCGUGCUGAUGCUCGCAAUAUUGCGUUUUAUUAUAAGAAAAAGGGCGGAUUAAUCCAAAUGCGUGAUGUCGGUUUGGUUGAUUUCGCAAUUCCUGCUGAUGGCUUACGGUAUUACAUGAAACUCUCUUUGGAUCUACCUAACGCAGAUACACAGCUCACACAAUUCCGUGUUCUUGAGGCGGAGACUAAGAUAUCCGAUUUGAAGAUUCGCUUACACGACACGAAACAUGACUUCCUGUACAUGUUACUUACUCCUUUGGCGGAAAAACGUAUUAAACGUCAAGUUGAAGGUGUUAUAACUGAACAGAUGAAGAAAGCAGUUGGAUUUAUUCAAGAACAGAUCGCACGAGUUCAACAACAAAUGGUUGAAAUGCAACAACGCAGAGCUGCUAUGCGAGCUACAUCACCUACAUCACCUGAAAGAGACGAAAAGUUAAAAUCUAGGGAAAACUGGAGAACAGAGAACUAUAGUUCAAAGGGUGCUUCUAAAGCUUAA